Yamadazyma jaroonii is the source of this 1572-nucleotide messenger RNA. The record is from the annotation of a GenBank genome assembly. NCBI's taxonomy places the organism in Eukaryota, Fungi, Ascomycota, Pichiomycetes, Serinales, Debaryomycetaceae.
AUGCUACCAAGUAAAUUUAAUUCAUCGAAUGAAUCAUCAAAUUCUUCCAAUAUCAUGAAUUCUAUAAUCAAUAACUUCUCUUCAGAGAGUUCAUCACCUGAUAACAAGAAUAUCAAAGGACCAUUGGAUGAUUCAAAAGAAGAUUUAAAUAGCAAAGAUAGCGAGGAUUUCAAAGAAAUUAAUAAUAAGGACGAACUUAACUUGAAUAACGAUGGGGACAGUAAUACAAAUUCCAAUGAAGAAUAUGCUCUGUCUAAUUCAAUAUCCAAGAUUUUGAAUCCAGAGGAAAAUACUAAAAUUAAGAAAUAUUUCUGUCCCACUUGUAAUCAAGGAUUUACCAGAAAGCAUAAUAUGAUCAGUCAUGAAUUAAUUCAUAGUCAAGUGAAACCUCAUAUUUGUUCUGUGUGUAGUGCAAAUUUCAGAAGGAUUCAUGACUUGAAAAGACAUGAAAAAUUACAUACUGGUGAGAAACCAUAUAAAUGUGACUAUUGUCAAAGAUCUUUUGCUAGACCAGAUUCAUUGACAAGACAUCAAAACAGUCAAAAUGCAUGUCCAGGAUUGAAUAAAAUGAAACAAGCUCAUGGGGCUGUUGUUUUGCCACGUCAAAUUCCUCAACAACUACCUAACCAAUUGCCACCGUCAAAUCAACUGCUGAUGUCUCCCAAUAAUCGUUAUUUGAACAUGUCAACAGCUUCUUCAUCGAAUCCACCCAACUCAACAAAUUAUCCUUACGAACCCUCGGGUCAUAGUACUGAUACCUAUCGAUCGGACGAGCGAUAUUCCAGGGAUAAUUCUCGUAGAGACAAAUUUGAGUUACCUCCAAUCAGAAACUUAAAUAAUAGAAAUCCUGAUAAAAGACAUGUAACCACUUCAGAUAAUCAUAAUAGUGGUUAUACUACCACAACCACUACUAUCACAACCACACAUCAUAAUGAACCGGGUAAGGAUGAGAACGAAGAAAGAAUGAAACAUGAUUACGAACAUAAUUUGGCUGUACAAAGAUACCAAGAAGAAAACAGGCGUAAUGAAAACGAUAGAAAACGAACUGAAGGUGAUCAAGCCAAGAAUUUAUCCAGUAACAGUGGAAGUACCAAAUCAAAUCCACAACAAACCUCAGGUUUCGAAGAAAGUGAGCAUUCAAGACCUAAUCUUUACCCCAGUGGUCUGUUCAAUAAUCAAAAUCAACAAUUUGGCACUUAUAAUAAUCAGUACAAUAACAACCCAUAUAACAAUUCAUACGGUGGUCAGUACCAGAAUCAGUACCCCAACCAGAAUUUUAAUCAAAUGCAAAAUCAAAAUCAGAACCAAUUCCGUAAUCCAAUGCCCAGGAAUGUCGAUGACAGAAGAAGAGCAUACGACUACUCUGAUGAUUACAUCAGCCUUUCCAAGUAUAAUGAUCUUGCAUUGUACACCCAAUCUUUGGAAGAAAGUCUUAAUAAAAUUAAUAAUAGGAUCCAAAAUCUUGAAGAUGAGAAUGUCGAUAAUCGUAUCGAUAGAGAAAGAUUGAAACAAAUCAAAGAUGAAAGACGUAAAAGAAAAAGAAAGUUGAACAUCGAUGAUUCUGGUACUUAA